[Torrubiella] hemipterigena is the source of this 2517-nucleotide messenger RNA. Lineage: Eukaryota; Fungi; Ascomycota; Sordariomycetes; Hypocreales; Clavicipitaceae. The record is from the annotation of a GenBank genome assembly.
ACCACAUCGUCGACAUCACCACCGCAAUUGCGCGCGAAAACACUCGCAAUUGAUUGGUGAAGCUGGAAAAUGUCGCUCAGAGUCGCAUACAAAUCGCUUGCCCGCUCAAGGGUGCCGGUCCAGGCGCCACUGCGAAGGGCCUUUGGCGGCACGUCCAUUCGUCCGCAGGAGCGCCAAUGGAGCACGCCGCUCGCCAAGCAGCUCUUUGAAGCCAUAUCUACUACAGGCACCGUGCCUCUUGCAAGCUACAUGCGCAUGUGUCUGACUGGCGAUGUCGGCGGCUACUACACUGGCGCCAUCGAACAGGGCCGCGACCAGUUUGGCCUCAAGGGCGACUUUGUUACGAGCCCCGAGAUUUCACAAAUGUUUGGCGAGCUGAUUGCUGUCUGGUUCAUUGCCGAAUGGAUCAGCCAGGGUAAGCCGAAGAAUGUGCAGCUCAUCGAGAUUGGACCCGGCCGCGGCACGUUAAUGGACGACAUGCUGCGAACUAUCAAAAGCUUCCCUGCCAUGGCCAACGCCAUCGACGCCGUCUACAUGGUCGAAACAAGCAAGCAGCUGCAACAGUCUCAGAAGCAGCGCCUUUGCGGCGACGCACCCGCUACAGACUCCGACACGGGCUUCCAUAGCACCAGUAAAUACUCAAAAACACCCGUCCAUUGGGCUGAGAGCAUCAAGGCCGUCCCAUCCACUCCCGAAACAACACCAUUCAUCAUCGCCCACGAAUUCUUCGACGCCCUCCCAAUCCACACCUUCCAGACAGCCGUCGCUCCCCCGCCGAAACCUAAACCCGGAUCCCCUCCAUCGACCCCCGAUCCUGCGGCCCCGAAGACCAUGGAGUGGCGCGAGUUGAUGGUCUCGCCCACCCCUCCUGGUGUCUCGCACGACGAGCUCGGCACACCAAAGAAGCAACAGAAUGAGCCGGUCCCUGAGUUCCAGCUCACCCUGUCACCUGGAACUACACGCCAUUCCCGAUUCCUGCCGGAGUCGUCACCGCGUUAUAGAGCCCUCAAACAGACCGAAGGCACCGUGGUGGAAAUCUGCCCCGACGCAGCAAUCUACACGGCUGACUUUGCUGCGCGCAUCGGCGGCUCACCCAAGGCGCCCAAGGCGAAGCCUUCCGGCGCAGCCCUCAUUCUUGACUACGGCACUACCGAUACCGUACCCAUCAACUCUCUGCGAGGUAUUCGCCAGCACAAGAUUGUCAGCCCCUUUGCGGCUCCCGGUCUUGUCGAUCUGAGCGCCGAUGUCGACUUUGCGGCACUGGCUGAGGCUGCUAUGCUGGGUAGUGAGGGUGUUGAGGUCCAUGGUCCCAUUUGCCAGGCCGACUUCUUGGAACUCAUGGGUAUCCGUGAGCGAGCCGGCGUGCUGGUCAAGAAUGCAGGCGCCAAAAAGGAUGUCGUCGAGGGCAUCGAGAAGGCGUGGAAGAGACUUGUCGACAGAGGCCCAAGCGGCAUGGGCAAGGUCUACAAGGCACUUGCCAUUUUACCAGAGAAUGAUGGCCGCCGAAGACCCGUUGGGUUUGGCGGAGAUGUUAGCAACUAAAACACAUACACUAUCUGUAUUAUAAUGUGAUGAAAGGCAAAAGCAGGGAAGGCCAGCUUGUAAGAAUAGAAACCGAGUUGUAAUCAUGUAAACAAUACACCAUAUCUAUGCAUAACCAGACACUAGAAUACAUCCUAUUUUGUUUUGACCAGCUUGUCGUCCUCACUUUCCUCGUCAUCAGAGUCCACCGCAAAGAUGGUCUCGCCUUCGAGGGAUCGGCGGACGGCGUGGGAGGUUGUUGCCGCUGGAGCCGCAGCGGGUGUUCGCGAAGGACCAGCGCUGGGCGGAGGCGCCUUGCCAAUCUCAGCUUCCUCAUCGAGCUCGUCGUCUGAGUCACCAGGCAUACCGAUCUCGCCAAUUUCAAAGUUGCCAUCGUCAUUUUGGGCAAUCUCGUCACUCAUGGCAAAGCGGCGGUUGUUGGCAGUUGGGCGCCAGACAUACGCAAUCCAGGCGACAUCAGCGAGGUAGACCAAGUUCAGCCAGCCGUCAAUGAUGAACCAGCGCGUCUUCCAGUGGUUGGGAACAUAGUUGGGAUCCGACAAGGCGCGGACGUUGGCGCCGUUGAAAAUGACAAAGACAAAGACAAAGAUGACAGUGCCCAGGAUUGCCCACCACAGCUUCUUGUACAUGGCCUCCUUGACAAACUGCUUGCGGUCACGAAGAUCCUUAAGCGUAAAGGUGAGCGAGUUGAGCGUCGCCAUAUAAAAGGCUGUCAUGGUGGCUGCCAAUGGCAGACCGGUUAGUAGAGAUACCAUGCCGGCGUCCUCGGGCGGCGUCAACAAGUUGACAACGGCGUAAAUGAGACCAAAGAUAAAGUGCGCAAUACCCAGGAUGCGGCAGUAAAACAUGAGGCGGCCUAGUGUCGGCUUGACGACACCGUAGCCCAUGCAUACGAUGAGCAGCAGGAAGAAGGAGAAUGAGUUUCGAGCCGCGUUGAGGAUGGCCACCACAAUAAGGAAUGCCUUGGAUCCGACG